Messenger RNA from Acomys russatus (golden spiny mouse), 1021 nucleotides. RefSeq names its product eukaryotic translation elongation factor 1 beta 2 (gene Eef1b2). The record is from RefSeq and is a predicted model, not a curated record. Gene Ontology annotation, cellular component: eukaryotic translation elongation factor 1 complex; cytosol. Gene Ontology annotation, biological process: translational elongation. The coding region runs from base 299 to 976 and encodes 225 amino acids. Gene Ontology annotation, molecular function: guanyl-nucleotide exchange factor activity; translation elongation factor activity. The transcript is spliced from 6 exons. NCBI's taxonomy places the organism in Eukaryota, Metazoa, Chordata, Mammalia, Rodentia, Muridae.
CUUGGAGCGUGGGCAUUAUAAGAUGCCUCUUUUAUUACUUUCUUUCCAAACGCGAGGGGAGGCCCACGGACGACCUGUGGGCCGCCUAAGUCACAAGUCGCAGUUUUACGUGGAGGAACGCGACUUGUAACGUACUUUGACCUUUAACCCCUAGCCGGUGCAGCGGAGGGAAACGCCUCCGUCUCUAUAUAAGGACUUUUCCGGCCGGCCCGGGUCCUUUUUUCCCUCUGCGCUGGCCGCUGGUUUGUGGCGCUCAUUUUCCUCCGCGGCAGCCCGGUUCCCGGAUACGGCCCACGCCAUGGGUUUCGGAGACCUGAAAACCCCCGCCGGCCUCCAGGUACUCAACGACUACCUGGCGGACAAGAGCUACAUUGAGGGGUAUGUGCCGUCACAAGCAGAUGUGGCAGUAUUUGAAGCAGUCUCUGGUCCACCGCCCGCUGACCUGUGUCACGCCCUGCGUUGGUAUAAUCACAUCAAGUCUUACGAAAAAGAAAAGGCCAGCCUGCCGGGAGUGAAGAAAUCUUUGGGCAAGUAUGGUCCUGCCAGUGUGGAAGACACAACAGCAAGUGGAGCUGCUGAUGCUAAGGAUGAUGACGACAUUGAUCUCUUUGGCUCUGAUGAUGAGGAGGAAAGCGAAGAAGCAAAGAGGCUGCGAGAAGAACGCCUUGCACAGUAUGAAUCAAAGAAAGCUAAAAAGCCUGCCGUUGUUGCCAAGUCUUCCAUCUUGCUAGAUGUGAAACCCUGGGAUGACGAGACAGACAUGACAAAACUGGAGGAGUGUGUCAGAAGCAUUCAAGCAGACGGCUUGGUGUGGGGCUCUUCCAAAUUGGUCCCAGUGGGAUACGGAAUUAAGAAGCUUCAAAUACAGUGUGUGGUUGAGGAUGAUAAGGUUGGGACAGACAUGCUGGAAGAGCAGAUUACUGCCUUCGAGGACUAUGUGCAGUCCAUGGAUGUGGCUGCUUUUAACAAAAUCUAACAUCAUCCUCAAGUCAGUGCACUUAAAUAAAAGCUUGAAAGAUAA